AGGGAAGGGGGGCGGAAAGAGGGCGGAAAGUGAAAGGCAUAGAGCGCCUCUCUUUCCCCCGUCUGACUCGAUUCUCGACUGCUCCGAGCAGCCGUUGUAUUGUGGGAUCGCGGCGCCGUGCCUGAGACGGUAGGAUUCACAGGGGAGCCCACUCACUAGCGCCUCCUGUUGUCCGCAAGGCUGCCCUGCCAUUCCUCGGCCCCCAACUCCCUCCACUCCCCCCCCAUCGCCUCCUCCUCCAUCCUCCAGUUCAAAAUGGCGGCGGCGGCAGCAGCGGCGGCCGCGAUGGCUCCUCCGGGUUGCCCGGGUUCGUGCCCCAACUUCGCCGUAGUCUGCUCCUUCUUGGAGCGCUACGGGCCGCUGCUCGACCUGCCUGAGUUGCCGUUUCCCGAGCUGGAGCGGGUGCUGCAGGCGCCGCCGCCGGACGUCGGCAGUGGAGAAGUACCAAAAGAAUUGGUGGAGCUCCAUUUGAAGUUGAUGAGGAAGAUUGGCAAAUCUGUUACAGCAGACAGAUGGGAAAAAUAUUUAAUCAAGAUAUGCCAAGAGUUUAAUAGCACCUGGGCAUGGGAGAUGGAGAAGAAGGGCUAUCUUGAAAUGAGUGUUGAAUGCAAACUAGCACUCCUAAAGUACCUCUGCGAGUGUCAGUUUGAUGACAAUCUCAAAUUCAAGAACAUUAUCAAUGAGGAGGAUGCUGAUACCAUGCGUCUCCAACCAAUUGGCCGAGACAAAGAUGGCCUCAUGUACUGGUACCAGUUGGAUCAAGAUCACAAUGUCAGAAUGUACAUAGAAGAACAGGAUGAUCAAGAUGGCUCUUCAUGGAAAUGCAUUGUCAGAAAUCGAAACGAGUUGGCUGAGACUCUUGCCCUCCUGAAAGCACAGAUUGAUCCUGUGCUACUGAAAAACUCUAGCCAACAGGACAACUCUUCCCGGGAAAGUCCCAGCUUAGAGGAUGAGGAGACUAAAAAGGAGGAAGAAGCACCUAAACAAGAGGAACAGAAGGAAAAUGAAAAGAUGAAAAGUGAAGAGCAGCCAGUAGAUUCAGAAAACUGUUCGACACCCAGUGCUCUGGAAGAGGCUACUGUGAAAAUAGAAAAAGAAGAUGAAAAGGAACUUGUCAAACUGCCAGUCAUAGUCAAGGUAGAAAAACCUUUGCCAGAAAGUGAGGAAAAAAGGAUUAUCAAAGAAGAAAGUGAUUCCUUCAAGGAAAAUGUCAAACCCACUAAAGUUGAAGUAAAGGAAUUUAGAGCAGAUCCUAAAGAUAUCAAAGGUAGCAUGGAGAAGCUAGAGCCAGAGAGGCUGGAGUUUGGUGGCAAUGUUCGAUCUUCUCAAGAAAUCACUGAGAAGUCUACUGAAGAAACCGAGAAAAUUAAAAAUGAUCAGCAGGCCAAGAUACCACUAAAAAAACGAGAAAUUAAACUGAGUGAUGAUUUUGACAGUCCAAUCAAAGGACCUUUGUGUAAAUCAGUUACUCCAACAAAAGAGUUUUUGAAAGAUGAAAUAAAACAAGAGGAAGAGACUUGUAAAAGGAUCUCUACAAUCACUAUUAUGGGUCAUGAAGGGAAACAACUGGUAAAUGGAGAAGUUAGUGAUGAAAAGGUAACUGCAAAUUUUAAGACAGAACAAAUGGAGACAAGGUUUUAUGAUACAAAAGAAGAUAGCUGUAGCCCCUCUAAAGACAGAAGUGUCAUCAUGGAGGGAAAUGGAGCAGAGUCCUUAAAUUCUGUCAUAACGAAUAUGAAAAUAGGUGAUCUUGAGAAGGAAGUGGUCCCUGUAGGGAAAGAUGCAGAUAGUUCAGUAUCAGUCUUAGAGUCCCAAAAUCAAAAAGGGCAAUUAGAGGAAACUGGUCCUCCGGAAAUGGAAAUCUCUUUUGAGACUUCUGAGAUGGCAAAGGAUCUGUCUUUGAAAACUACUUUAUCUGCCACUGAAUCUUGUACCCUGAAAGUUGACGAGAAGUCUCCCAAAAGUAAAAAAGAUAAGCGCCCACCAGUCCUAGAAUGUCUUGAAAAGUUAGAGAAGUCCAAAAAGACUUUUCUUGAUAAGGACACACAAAGAUUGAGUCCAAUACCAGAGGAGGUUCCAAAGUAUACUCUAGAAUCAGUAAAGCCAGUCUCUCCUGAGGCAGCUGAAACCUCGGCACCAUCUAACAUGACGGACGACUGUGAGAAAUUAGCCUCAGAAAAGGAAAUGGUGGAAUGUCAGAGCACAAGUUCCACUGAAAGUCAGCCCCUAGAAAAAACAGACCCAGAAAUUCUCCAAAAGGAUUCUGAGUCCACCAAGGUAGAAACAGGUCAUCUGGACAAUGCCCAGACCUCUGGCACAGAGGAUCAUUCUGAGACAAAGGGUUCUAUGCAAAAGAGCAAAUUUAAAUAUAAGCUGGUUCCUGAAGAAGAAACCACUGCCUCAGAAAACACAGAGAUAACCUCUGAAAGGCAGAAAGAGGGCAUCAAAUUAACAAUUAGGAUAUCCAGUCGGAAGAAGAAGCCAGAUUCUCCUCCCCAAGUUCCAGAACCAGAAACCAAGCAAGAGAAGACAGAAAAGGAAGAAGAGAAAACAAAUGUAGGUCGUACUUUAAGGAGGUCUCCAAGAAUAUCUAGACCCACAGCAAAAGUGGCUGAGAUCAGAGAUCAGAAAGCUGAUAAAAAAAGAGGGGAAGGAGAAGAUGAAGUGGAUGAAGAGUCAGCAGCUUUGCAGAAAGCAGACAAAAAAGAAAAUCUGAAAAAAACGGAGAAGGAUACGAAUUCUAAAGUAAGCAAGGUAAAACCCAAAGGCAAAGUUCGAUGGACUGGUUCUCGAACACGUGGCAGGUGGAAAUAUUCUAGCAAUGAUGAAAGUGAAGGGUCGGACAGUGAAAAAUCAUCUGCAGCUUCAGAGGAAGAGGAAGAAAAGGAAAGUGAAGAAGCCAUCCUAGCAGAUGAUGAUGAACCAUGCAAAAAAUGUGGCCUUCCAAACCAUCCUGAGCUAAUUCUUCUGUGUGACUCUUGUGACAGUGGAUACCACACUGCCUGCCUUCGCCCUCCACUGAUGAUCAUCCCAGAUGGAGAGUGGUUCUGCCCCCCUUGCCAACACAAACUACUGUGUGAGAAAUUAGAAGAACAAUUGCAGGAUUUAGAUGUUGCCUUAAAGAAGAAGGAACGUGCUGAACGCAGGAAAGAACGUUUGGUGUAUGUGGGUAUCAGUAUCGAAAACAUCAUUCCUCCACAAGAGCCAGAUUUUUCUGAAGAUCAUGAAGAAAAGAAAAAAGAUUCAAAAAAAUCCAAAGCAAACUUACUUGAAAGGAGGUCAACAAGAACACGGAAAUGUAUAAGUUAUAGAUUUGAUGAAUUUGAUGAAGCAAUCGAUGAAGCUAUAGAAGAUGAUAUCAAAGAAGCUGAUGGAGGAGGAGCCGGCCGAGGGAAAGAUAUCUCCACCAUCACAGGUCACCGUGGGAAAGACAUCUCUACUAUUUUGGAUGAAGAAAGAAAAGAAAAUAAACGACCCCAGAGGGCAGCUGCUGCACGUCGGAAGAAACGCCGGCGACUGAAUGAUCUGGACAGUGACAGCAACCUGGACGAAGAAGAGAGUGAGGAUGAAUUCAAGAUCAGCGACGGAUCUCAAGAUGAGUUUGUUGUAUCUGAUGAAAACCCAGAUGAAAGUGAAGAAGACCCACCAUCUAAUGAUGACAGCGACACUGAUUUCUGUAGCCGGAGACUGAGGCGACAUCCCUCCCGGCCAAUGAGGCAAAGCAGGCGUUUGCGGAGAAAGACCCCAAAGAAAAAGUAUUCUGAUGAUGAUGAAGAGGAGGAGUCUGAGGAGAAUAGUAGAGACUCUGAAAGUGAUUUUAGCGAUGAUUUUAGUGAUGAUUUUGUAGAAACUCGGCGGAGGCGGUCAAGGAGGAACCAGAAAAGACAAAUUAACUACAAAGAAGAUUCUGAAAGUGAUGGUUCCCAGAAGAGUUUACGACGUGGGAAAGAAAUCAGACGAGUUCACAAACGCAGGCUUUCUAGCUCAGAGAGUGAAGAGAGCUAUAUGUCCAAGAACUCUGAAGAUGAUGAGCUAGCUAAAGAAUCAAAGCGGUCAGUUCGAAAGCGGGGUCGAAGCACAGAUGAGUAUUCAGAAGCAGAUGAGGAAGAAGAAGGCAGACCAUCUCGAAAACGGCUACACCGGAUCGAGACAGACGAGGAGGAGAGUUGUGACAAUGCUCAUGGAGAUGCAGAUCAGCCUGCCCAUGACAGCCAGCCCAGGGUCCUGCCCUCAGAACAGGAGAGCACCAAGAAGCCCUAUCGGAUAGACAGCGAUGAGGAAGAGGACUUCGAAAAUGUAGGCAAGGUGGGGAGCCCUUUGGACUAUAGCUUAGUGGACUUGCCUUCCACCAAUGGACAGAGUCCUGGCAAAGCCAUUGAGAACUUGAUUGGCAAGCCAGCUGAGAAGCCUCAGACCCCCAAGGACAGCAGCACAGCCAGUGCCAGCCUGGCCCCCAAUGGGACAAAUGGUGGGCAGGAGGCAGGGGCACCAGAAGAGGAGGAAGAUGAGCUUUUACGAGUGACUGACCUUGUUGAUUACGUCUGUAACAGUGAACAGUUAUAAGACUUUUUUUCCAUUUUUGUGCUAAUUUAUUCCACGGUAGCUCUCACACCAGCGGGCCAGUUAUUAAAAGCUGUUUUAUUUUUCCUAGAAAACUCCACUACAGAAUGACUUUUUAGAAGAAAAAUUUCAACAAACCCUGAAGUCUUUCUGUGAAGUGACCAGUUUUGAACUUUGAAGAUAAAUAAUUGCUGUAAAUUCCUUUUGAUUUUCUUUUUCCAAGUUCAUGGUCCUUGGUAAUUUCAUUCAUGGAAAAAAAUCUUAUAAGAACAACAAAGAUUUGUAUAUUUUUGACUUUAUAUUUCCUGAGCUCUCCUGACUUUGUGCAAAAGGGUGGAUAAGAAUGCAUUCCGAAUCUGUGAGGGCCCAAAACAGAAUUAGGGGUGGGAGAAAGCACUUGUGCUUUAGCUUUUUCAUAUUAAAUAUAUAUUAUAUUUAAACAUUCAUGGCAUAGAUGAUGAUGAACAGACUGUUUAAAAGUUCCAGUCUGUAUUGUUGCAGUUUGAGAACUGUAGAUAACAUCAUACGUAAGUCAUUCAGUAACAGCAUUCAUGAUAUCAACUUGUUUACUAUUGGAGAUAACCAUACUUAAUAAAGAAGAGAUGGAGAAAGCACCAUCAUUAAAAACUCUAACCUGAGUUUCUGUUAUAGCGGAGUUUCUUGUUUAAAAAAAAAAAAUCAUCUGAAAAACAUUUGUACAGUAAAAUGUAUAAUGAAGCUUUGACAACCAGAUUGUGCUAGCAGCAAAUUUUUUUAAGCAGCUUUAUGCAGUGGUGAUGAGGUGGCCUCUAAUAUCCUAUCAGUGAGAGUUAUUAGUGAAAUAAGCAUGGUCUUUCUUUAGGCCCAGGUGGACUGUAAACCUUGCAGAUAGUGUAACUCUUGUCUUCUGGCCACUUAAUAUUUAAAUAUCUGAAAUAUCCCAUUUUGAAAGAAAUAACAUCUAUACAUAACAUACAUGAAGAGAUGCUAAGCUGACAGCAGUAUUUUAGCACAUUUGAUGACGGGGAAAGGAUUUUCAGGUGAAUUUUAACUGGUCUAUUCUUGCCCUUAGAAUCUACUUCAAAUUGAAGUCUACAAACAAAGCAGUUCCUUUGGGAGGUUUUUAGUUUGAGUUUUAGCAUGUAUGUGUGUGUAUACGUGUGUGUGUAUGUGUGUGCGUUGGAAUUUCCUAUCUGCCUGGAUAUAUUAGCAGGGUUUGAAUGUAGUUUUGGCCUUUGGCCAUUAGACUUCUAUUAAAAUUCAUUAAUAGUCAUACGACCGACCUAGAGUUGAUUGAGAACCGCCAAUAUACUUAAUGGGCAUGACAUCCAUUUCAAACAUCUCAACACUUUAAUGAAAGAUAAGCCCUUUGUUUCAAGAAAAAGGGGUUUAUAACUAAAUAUCUAACAUGUAAUUGACACUAAAAUAUGAACUUUGUCUUAUUUAGUUACUGUUACAGCUGUAAAAUUUCAGGCAGAGCCAUAAAUAACAUUGUAUAAAGUGUAGCACUUGUGGUUAAACCUUGCCUGUCAAAUUCUGAAACCUUCAGCCAUUACUUCUGUGAAUACUUUUGCCCUGGGAUUUGGGUUUUUCUGUUCCGGUGUUGUGUCUGUUGCCGGCAAUGGACACACCAUAUCUGCUGCUGGCCCAAGGAACUUUGUUAAUUUUUCUUUCCAAAUUAAGCAUUAUAUGUGCUAGUCAGUGUAUAGUAAAGCACUUCUCUUUUUUAUGAUUAAAAAGCUGGCAUUAGACUUGCAUUAUAAAUACCUCUCUAGAAACUUUAUACUCUUUCUUUUCCUUCCUCAGCGGGUGUUGCCCUUAAAUCUUAUCUUUUGGCCUUGAAAGUUUAUAGCUGUUGUUUUUUCAUUUGUUUGUUCUUUUGUUUGUUUUGUUUUGUUUCACUUUAGUUGUGUAGUACCUGCCGAUUAAUAUUUUUGCUUUGAUUCUAGCAAUGUAUAUGUAUCUGUAUAAAAAAUAAAAUAAUGAAAGCAGCCUAAAAAUAGGAUGCACCAAUAGCAUGUGGUUCCAAGCAAGUUGUGAUUUUUAUUUUGAGACAAUGUUCCACUGGAAGGGAGGGAAGGGCUUACACUUACAGACAGUAGAGCAGGGUUACGUAAGGACCAUAUUCACGUACCAAGCCUCCUUUCUAGCCAGGUUUGUUCAUUUGUUUGAAAGUCAGGUAAGAAUGUUAGCUAGCCUUUUUAACUGUCUAACAGGCAGGCAAUAGAAGGAUUCCUACUAGUGCAAGGUAAGUGUUGAGAAUGUGCGGGCGGCCUCCCCUGCCCCCCAUUGUUCCUCUAGAUUUUAGUCUUGCAGCUGGGUAAAGCCACUACGGUGUAGAAGCUCCCACGUACGCUGUCUCUACCUCUGGACACACCAGCUCCUGCUUCCACCACUCUAUAGUUAAGCAAGUGAUAAGAAGUAUCCAGUGGGGUAGGUUAUUUAUUUUACAGGACGCCUAAUGUGAAAUAAAGGGAGUUCUUUUUACUCUUCUCCUACAGAGAGCAAAAGGUCAUUGUUAUCGUAGUAGAGACUGAGUAUUCAAGUUAGCCUAGGUCCCACUGACAUGGGUUUUGAUACCACUUUUGCUGCCUAUUAAUUUACCGAACUUGAAUUAAGUAUUUGUGAACUUGAUAGUGAAUGUCUGCCUUCUAACCUUACAUUCUGAUUAAGCCAAUUAACCGUUUUGUUAACAAGGAGUGCAAUCCAAGCAGCUGAACUUAAAAAUUACUAUGCAGACAGGUUAAUUAUGGGCAGUUAAAUGUUGGACAUUGCAAAACCAAUUCUGCUGCUUGGUGAUUAGAUUUAGUCCCUCAUAAAGUCUUAACGUUCACUGAAAUAUUAACUGAACAUGCUUUGAAGAAAUUUUUAAAAAUGUAGGAAAAAGUAAAUUGUCCUGUAUCCAAAGAUACAAUUCAGUCAUUAGGAAUUGGACAGAGUAUAGGAAAGCAGCAGCUCCAUCUAGAGUUUAGAACAUCUUGGAUCCUUAGAGUACUAACCAUGGAUUUAGAUACCUCCAUAGCUGCCAUAUAAUAGAGUCCUUUAAUACUUUAAACCUUUUUUGAAGUACAGGUGGACUCCCAAUGUCCCACUCCACAGUCUAGCACAUGUAUUAAGGGGAGAUGUAGUUUAGUGCACAGAAUAUUUAGUUUGCAAUUUCUGUAUAAGUUUGAAAACUAGCCAAAUGUUCACAAAGCAGAAGCUUUGAAUUAAAAUAUAUGAAAGGAACUCAGACUGAAAAUACACAUUUUGGUUUUGUAGACUUGUGUCGAUGAAAUAGGGUGUCGUGUAAAACAUUUUCCGUUGUUGGCACGUUAUUAGAGAAUGAUGGCAGAGAGCUUUUCAAGAGUUUACCUGAUAUAUUGAGGUUGGAUUUCCUUGACACAUCUUUUUCCAGUUGGUCAAGGUUGCAGAUGCAGAGAAUAAAGAGGAGUUUCCUUCAGAAUAAAUUCAUGUCUACUGAUAGUCUUUUUUUUUUUUUUAUGACCUGCCAAAGAACCAAGGACUGAAUGCUAAAAAAGUUGUUGAUAAAAACAUUUUAAACAAAUUUUAAAAGGAUAUUACAAACUCCAGUUUUCACUUUUUGGUUGAUAGAGCCCAUCCCAUAGUAUGCAUCUGAGCAAAGGAUAUAUACUAAGAAAAAUGUAGGAGUGUACUUGUUUAGAGGUAAAAUGGUGAGAAAAUGUUACCAGUUUUUAAAUGGGAUUGAUGGAAUUUACUUUGUCACAAAGAAUGCCUUUUUAGCUUAUGUAUGUGGGGAUGAGAGACAUUAACCAUGCGCUAGUUCUACCAUAUGACUGGAAGGAACCCAGGGAAUCUGUAAGUUGAAUAUUCAGAAAAAGUUGUGAACUCUGCCCUUCACCAACACAGUGAAACAGGUCCGUGAUUGCCUCACAGCUAUAGAACAAGUAUUCAAAGACCCAGACCUUUUUUAAAAAAUAGAACAUACAUAUAUGUAUGUAUAUAUAUGUUAAUAUGUGUAUACAUACUUUAGAUGUUAGCAGAAAUUUAAAAUGAAUCCUUUGAAAUCAUUAAUUGACAUUGUAAAAAGACAUAAGACAAAUAAUUGUGACUGAUGUGAAAUUAUGAACAUUUAAUUACAGAAAGUCCAGAGAAAAAUAGUGAAGUUCCUCUUCUUGGUGUGAUAUUCUAAGAAAAUAUUCCUGGUUCUCUAAGAAGUAAGAAUGCCAAGACUGCUUAUCCGCUAUAAUCUACCUAGUCCUUUGCUUAAUAUUGUUAUUAAACCCUCUUAGAAUAAAAUCCAUUCCUAUUUUAUCCACCGUUCCCAGUGUGUACCUGUAAACCUACUUUGCAAGUGGCAGUUCAGCUGCUGAUUUUCUUAUUUUUAUACCAAUCCCGGAAGACAAGGCCCUUUGCUAUCAGUGUAUUUAAACUGGGUUAUUGUGUUAUGUGUACACUUAAUAAUUUGUUUUCAAGAUAUUUCACUUCAACUUAAAUUAUCAUUUAUCAUUUUUUGAGUGCCAAGAAUUGCUAAGUAACUAUGUAACAUACAUUGAAGAAGAGUCAUUCCCCAGCAAGCAAGCAGUCUUCAUAAGCCAAACUGUAGUGUGCUUGGUAUAUAACCACUUUAGAUUAUCCACUCGAUACUUCUUUUAUUCAUAUAAACCCUCUCAGAAAUUGAUUAGAAUAGGACUCCAUUAGUUGAUUUUUUUUCCCCUGAUUUUGGUCAUGUGAGCGCAAUUUUUUUUUCCAUUUUAUAUUUAUAUGAUUUCAUUCUGGGAAAUGCUGCAAACCCAAUUCUGGCACAUUGUGAUUUCAGUUAAUGAAAAUGUUAUUUUUAUUUUAAUAACUUUUUAAGAUAUAUCCUAUGCAUAAGUUAUAUGAGAGGGCAUAACAAAUUAUUAGAUGAAUAGAAAUUUAUUAAUUAAGCUCCUUAGACUUUUUUUUUAAUUUUAUUGUGUUAGUCACCAUACAUUUUGAAUGAGAAAAAACAUUUAAAGGAACUACAUUUGUGUUUUUUGCCAAACCGGUACAAGCUAGUAAAUGCACUAAGGACUGAGUGACCUGCCUUGUUCAUUUUGCCACUGGAUGAUGUAAGUUAAGAAUGGAAUUGUUAACCCUAAUUAUAUAUUUUCUUGACUUUCAUCACUUUCUAAAGAAAUCUAAUUUAAGUGUUUGGGGUUUUGUUUGACCUGUAUUUAUUGAGUUCUGGUCAUAGACCAGGAGCUGCAUGUCAUGCUUAUGGAUGGCCAGAACACAGUCAUUGGGAUACUUAAUGGCUCAAGACCUUCUGAAUCAUUUAACUUAUUUUGUAUGUUGCAAAAAAAAAAAGGUUUAUUUUGCUUGAGAGUCACAUUUUUUAUAUAACUGUACAGCUUUUAAGGGUUGGGAGGUGGAAAAAUACCCUAAAAUAGGAUGUAGAUUUUUACAAUUGUGUUUAUGCUAGAACAUCUACAGGUGCAUUAUGUAAUUAAACCUAAAAUUGUUUAAAAAUCUGUGCCAUGGUCUUUUUCAUUUUCCUGCCCUUUAGCAGAGUUGGUGCAUGUCAAUAUUGCUAUGUGGACAAGCCUUGGAAUUAGGCUAAUAACCCUUGUCUCCAAAGUUUUAAGAUCAUUGCAUGAAAAUUAUACACAAACAUAUAUACACACACACACAUAGAGACACAUACAUAUGCACACAUGGAUCUAGUUUAUAUUAGUGUAAAUGAAUUUUCAAUUUCGGAACGGCUAUAAUAGCCUAAAUUUGGCAGUUAACAGCAUAUUAUAGUGUGUGAUUUUUCGUGAUGCCUAACUAGGGUAUUCUCAAUGUUGGUCUAGUGUUUUGUUCUCUUAGCAAAGUAGCUUCUUGAUAAGUAUCUGAAUUGUAGCUUGCCCAAACCUGCCUGGAGGUUUUCCAUACAGCUUGAAAGGGAGUGUCCUGUGCUAGGAUAGGCGGGGUGGGUUGGGGCAGAGCUUGGUUUCUUUUCCAUCUGUAAAAGGAAAACUAGAAUUGCUUGAUUUGGUUCUUGUUAUUCAGUAGACUUAAUGCCACAGGAAUAUUUUUCUGCUGGGAGGGAUAUGAGAUUCAAAUUCCAAUUCUUUCCACAUAUGAUGAAAAGUAUCUUUAAAGCUUGUAGAGUUGCUGAUUCUAGCAGUCUUUUACAUGGCACAUUUUACCAUAACAUAUUAAGACACCAGUAUGUUUGCCAUCUGAUAAUCUUACCAUUCUAACUCCUCACCUUUAUAGCACAAGUGUAUUCUUAUAAAGAAUUCAUCUAAGUGUGUCAAAAUUUCUCUCUAAACUCCCUUAAUCUAUUGUCAGCUAAUGUGGGAUUGCCAAUUUCUUUGCUAGCUUCAUCCAUUCAGAGGAGAAGCCUGGGAAUAAUGAAUUUCCAGGUGAAGAAUACAAAUUCCAGAUAAGAAUUUGUAAAUGGUAUAUGUUAAAUUUUCAUUUUGAUUUUAAAGUAAUAGUAGCUGAGAUUCAGGGAGUAUUUGAUCAAAAUGCCUCUUGGAUUUUCAGACAUGCUUAUAUGAAAUGCUUUAUUUUCCUAUGCAUAAAAAAAUUAUUCCUGGAAUAGGUUCUCAGAAUGCUUUAUUUUGUUUCUAGGAGAUGAGAGCUAAAGCAGAAGCUCCAAGAUUAGCAUAAAACUGUCGAGGUAAUCAGGAACGUUCUGUUAGUCAAAUAGGGGAAGCUGGAGUGCUCUCUGCCACAUAUAAUGUACUGCAUGUGUGUGUGUGUUGGGGGGGAGAUUUGAAAACUGGAAAUGUGAUUCCAUUAAUGCACAAAGUAAAUUUUGUGCAUAGAAAAUAUGGGAAUUCCUGGUAGCUUAAAGCUUCAGGGGUUAACUGCAGUGUAUGAACACCUAGUGUGUUAGAAUUGCAGUGCAUAGUUGUUUAAAUAUAAUAUUCCUUGUAAGUGACAACCAAAAUAUGUUGUGGCUGGUGCCAACAUUUUUUGUUAAUGAAAUGUUCAAUGUCUCACUACAGUCUGAUCAGAACUCUUGGUGUUAUAAGCCAGGCCUGAAGCUAUUUUAUAGUUAUUGGCCUAAUUGUGUAACUUUUUCUUUCAAAAUGUUUUAUUAUAAUACUUCUGUCAUUUCCUUCACUUAAUAUAUGUCAA
Messenger RNA from Zalophus californianus (California sea lion), 11598 nucleotides. It is a transcript of the gene RSF1, whose product is annotated as remodeling and spacing factor 1. Bases 256 to 4563 code for a protein of 1435 amino acids. The transcript is spliced from 16 exons. Lineage: Eukaryota; Metazoa; Chordata; Mammalia; Carnivora; Otariidae. Gene Ontology annotation, biological process: regulation of DNA-templated transcription. Gene Ontology annotation, cellular component: RSF complex. The record is from RefSeq and is a predicted model, not a curated record.